AUGGGGCGCGCCGACGAAGAAGACAAGGCCGCCCUCUCCCCCGGCGGGGACGACGCCGCCGACCUCUCCCCCGACGACUCGCCGUGGAGCGAUAGCGCCUGGUCCGAGGACGACGACGACGACGAGGCAUCGCUGUCGUUCGAGGACAGCGGCGAGGGCUCUGGCUCCGACGCCGACUCCGACGGCCUGGAGGAGGAGGAUGAUGCCGCGGCGGAAGAGAGCGACUCCUCCGAGGACGAGGUUGCGCCGCGGAACACCGUCGGGGACGUGCCGCUUAAGUGGUACAAGGACGAGGAGCACAUCGGGUACGACAUCUCCGGGAGGAAGAUCAAGAAGCGGGACAGGGAGGGCAAAAUCGACAGCUUCCUCAGCAGCAAAGAUAAUGAUGAUGACUGGUUAAAGAUUUGGGAUGACUAUAAUGCCGAGGAGGUGAAGAUUACCAAGGAAGAAGCUAAGAUAAUUAGUAGAAUGAUGAAGGGGAAGACUCCACAUGCCAAUGUUGAUCCAUAUCCAGAUUAUGUUGACUGGUUUGAAUAUGCUGAUAAAGGCCAUCCACUUUCUAACGCUCCUGAGCCAAAGAGGCGAUUUGUGCCCUCAAAAUGGGAGCAAAAGAAGGUUGUUAAACUUGUUAGAGCCAUUCGUAAAGGAUGGAUCAAGUUUGACAAGCCAAAGGAUGAGCCAAACUAUUAUCUCUUGUGGGGAGAUGACACUGAUACAGCAGACAAUAAGCGGCAAGGCUUGAGCUACAUUCCUGCACCUAAACCAAAUUUGCCAGGUCAUGAAGAGUCGUAUAAUCCUUCUGUUGAAUAUAUUCCCACACAAGAGGAGAUAGAUAACUACCAGCUUAUGUAUGAGGAGGACAGGCCAAAAUUCAUCCCACGACGAUUUGAAUCUCUUAGAAGUGUACCUGCCUACGAGAAGGCACUUAGGGAAGGAUUUGAUCGGUGCCUAGAUCUUUAUCUAUGUCCUAGAACUCGCAAGAAGCGUAUAAACAUUGAUCCUGAGUCGCUCAAGCCAAAGUUACCCAGUAAAAAGGAUCUGAGGCCAUAUCCACGAACUUGUUACCUUGAGUUCAAGGGCCAUGGUGGUCCAGUGACGUCACUGUCAGUUGAAGCAACAGGGCAGUGGAUAGCAUCAGGUUCAUCUGAUGGAACAAUUCGUGUUUGGGAGGUUGAAACUGGUCGCUGUCUUAAGGUUUUCAAUGUUGGUGCUGAUGUCCAUCAUAUUUCGUGGAAUCCUUCACCUGAGAGGCCCAUUCUGGCUGCUAUUGUGUAUGCCUUCGCCAUUCACAAUGGCCGUGAUCUUCUGCUUCUUAACGCUGAGGUGGGGGAUGAGGAAACACAAGUGAGGACAAAGCAGCUCCUCCAUGUCGAGGAACCGACCCCUGAAGAUGAUGGUGAUAAGAAACCAGCUGUGAGGUGGGUGAAGAAUGACAAAUUUGACGGAAUCACAUUGAUUCAUCAUAGGCUCUCCAAGAAGCAUUCUCACCAUCCUUUCCGUAAAUUGCCGGGACUCCCUGUUGCAGCAGUAUUCCAUCCAACUCAAAAGAUGUUCUUUGUUGCCACUAAGAAGUUUGUUCAGGUUUAUGAUCUCCAAAAGGCAGAGGUAGUCAAGAAGCUGGAGUCAGGUCUUCGUGAGAUUUCCUCUAUCUCUAUCCACCCUGGUGGCGAUAAUGUUAUUGUGGGAAGUAAAGAUGGUAAAUUGUGCUGGUUUGACACUGAUCUGUCUACAAGGCCGUACAAGAUGUUAAAGAACCACUCGAAGGAUAUAACCAGUGUUACUUUCCACCGGAGAUACCCUCUUUUUGCCUCAUCGUCGGAGGAUUGUACAGCCCAUGUGUUCCAUGGGAUGGUUUAUGCUGAUCUCAACCAGAACCCACUUAUUGUGCCAUUGGAGAUUCUUCGUGGCCAUUUGAGUUCAGAUAGAAGAGACAUUUCGAUCAAAACAGAUAUAUGUCAGUGGUUAAACUCUGUUUACAUCGUUAUGUUUUUCACUGGAAGAAUGCAAGUCAUAUACUUUGCUUUGAACCUUGCAUUCUGGAGUCCUCGAAUCCAUAUGAUGAGUUUUGGAUUGCAAAUUCCACCCAAGACAACCGUGCUUCUUUGGCUCUGUGCUGAGCCAUGCUGUAGUGUUGUCCACCCUGUUGGUUGGCUUCGAAGGCGCUCUUCAAAUUUACCCAAAGAAAUGCAGGUGGGCUUGAAAAAUCUGUUCCUGGUGGACGCCUCGCCAGAGAAGCUGCGGCGCUCACCGGCAGUGCCUGAGGUCACGCGGGGUGGGGGGAGGGGAGGAUCAAACAAGGAGCCAGGGAGGGAGGUCGAGUGGUGA
Triticum turgidum subsp. durum (durum wheat) is the source of this 2325-nucleotide messenger RNA. NCBI's taxonomy places the organism in Eukaryota, Viridiplantae, Streptophyta, Magnoliopsida, Poales, Poaceae. The record is from the annotation of a GenBank genome assembly.